AUGGAGGACGAGGAUUACAACACGUCCCUCUCCUACAGUUAUGAAUACUCCGAUGAUUUGGAACCCAUUGUGGUUUUGGAGGAGUCUUCUCCGCUGGAAGGCAGGGUGGCCAGGAUCUUCCUGGUGGUGGUCUAUAGCAUCGUCUGUUUCCUCGGGAUCCUGGGCAAUGGCGUGGUGAUCAUCAUCGCCACCUUCAAGAUGAAGAAGACCGUGAACACUGUCUGGUUCCUCAAUCUGGCCGUGGCGGAUUUCCUGUUCAAUGUCUUCCUCCCGAUGCACAUCGCCUAUGCCGCCAUGGACUACCACUGGGUUUUUGGGACGGCCAUGUGCAAGAUCAGCAACUUCUUGCUCAUCCACAACAUGUACACCAGCGUCUUCCUGCUGACAGUCAUCAGCUUCGACCGCUGCAUCUCUGUGCUCCUCCCCGUCUGGUCCCAGAACCACCGCAGCGUCCGGCUGGCCUACCUGGCCUGCGUGGUUAUCUGGGUCCUGGCUUUCUUCUUGAGUUCCCCGUCCCUCGUCUUCCGAGACACAGCCCAUGUGCACGGGGGUAAAAUAUCCUGCUUCAACAACUUCAGCCUGUCAGUGGCCGGCUCCUCCCCGUGGCCCGCUCAACACCAACUGAACCCUGUGGGGUUCGGCCGGCACAUGGUGGUGACCGUCACCCGCUUCCUCUGUGGCUUCCUGGUCCCUGUCCUUAUCAUCACAGCCUGCUACUUCACCAUCGUCUGCAAGGUGCAGCGCAACCGCCUGGCCAAGACCAAGAAGCCCUUCAAGAUCAUCGUGACCAUCAUCAUCACCUUCUUCCUCUGCUGGUGCCCCUACCACACACUCAACCUCUUGGAGCUCCACCACACUGCCAUGCCUGGCCCCGUCUUCAGCCUGGGUUUGCCCCUGGCCACUGCCAUCGCCAUCGCCAACAGCUGCAUGAACCCUAUUCUGUACGUCUUCAUGGGUCAGGACUUCAAGAAGUUCAAGGUGGCUGUCUUCUCUCGCCUGGUCAACGCUCUGAGUGAGGAGACGGGCCACUCCCCCUUUCCCAGUCACAGGAGCUUUACCAAGACGUCCUUGAUGAACGAGAGGUCCUCAGUAAACGAGAGGGAGACCAGCAUGCUUUGAGCCCCACCUGGGAAACGUCCAGUGGACACUCCCAUCCUUGGAGGCCCAAAGCUAUGCCUUCUCAAGACCACGCAGGAACCUUUUCAGCACCCACCAAUGCCCACUGCGUUUUGCACGGGGGUGAACAGUGCUUUGAGCUGGGACUCCAGGGCUGGGAGCCCCUUUCUUCCAGUGGCAUGGUGGACAGAGCAUGCCAUGUGGCUCAGCCGUGGGCCGGCAUCCCAUGCUUCUUGGGAGACCAGCCUUGACUGAUGCAAAACCAAAAAGGGAGAAUUCUCAAAAGCACUGCCGUGAACUGGGAUUGGCAAACGAUAGCGAGAUUAAGCUACCUACUGUGUGCUCUCCAGGAAUGACACAAACACUCUCCAAGGUCCAUUCCUGGUGUGAGCAGAGGAGGUCAGAGCAAACCCAGUGUGAUGGAGAUCACACCUCGCCCCGUGUACCUAUCUUAGUAGCCGGCCAGACGUCCCACCCUGCAAACCAUUCCUCUGGGUUAGGGCGUGUGGAAUGCACAGGUUACCUGGGAGAGGAAGGUGACAUGUGAGCCCAGGAGUUCCCAGAACCAUGGAUUUGGCUUUCAGAUCAGCUCAGAAGACAGAGGACAGGUCCUAAGGGGCCGUGUGGGCUCUUUGUGAGGACAAGACAAGCCGGGCUGCAUUGAGGACUUGGGGUCUAGGAGAAGGAAUGGAGAAAGAAGAGGAAAGACCCUUCGAAGGGUGCGGCCUGCAGCAACUCACCC
Messenger RNA from Ceratotherium simum simum (southern white rhinoceros), 1858 nucleotides. It is a transcript of the gene CMKLR1, whose product is annotated as chemerin chemokine-like receptor 1. Gene Ontology annotation, molecular function: G protein-coupled receptor activity; complement receptor activity. Gene Ontology annotation, cellular component: plasma membrane. Gene Ontology annotation, biological process: complement receptor mediated signaling pathway; positive regulation of cytosolic calcium ion concentration; phospholipase C-activating G protein-coupled receptor signaling pathway. Lineage: Eukaryota; Metazoa; Chordata; Mammalia; Perissodactyla; Rhinocerotidae. The record is from RefSeq and is a predicted model, not a curated record.